AUGUACGCCCGCUGUGCACCGCUUUCGUUGCCGCUCCACGACCCGACCCCACCCGACACCAACGAAACGCGAACAAACGACAAAACCAGCAAGGGGACUGGAGGAGGGGUGCGGGGCGACCAGUUUUUGGAGGCGUUGCCGUCGGCGGCGCCCGGCAGCAGCACCAAGCAGAGGAGCUUCGGCCUGAGCUGCAGCCUGGCGUGGAUCCAGGAGACCAACUUCGAGGACAAGUUCGAGGUCGUCAAGGUUAUCGGGCAAGGGAGCAUUGGCGAGGUGUCCAUCGUUCGACGGAAGUCGCUCUGCUCUAGCGCGCACGGCGGCAGUGCCCACGGCCGCGUCAACAGCUUCUUCGACGGCCACCACCACGGCAAGGCGGGCGCCCCGAGAGACCUCUCCUACGUGACGUCGCCGCCUAUCGAGCUCAAAGACCCCUCGUUCGGGGACGAGGAAGGGGGAGAGAAAGGGGCGUCCGCGGGGCCCCCGCCGGCCCCGUCGGGCGGCACGGGUGAACGCCUGUACGCCAUGAAGUCCAUCCACGUCGCGCGUCUUCACAAGCUCCGGGUGGAAGAGUUCAAGAACGAGGUGGCGAUGCUUCAACAGCUCCAUCACCCAAACAUCAUCCAGCUGAGAGAAGUGUUCCACUACAAGAAGAAGAUCUACAUGUGCAUGGCCCUGUGUACAGGAGGACAGCUGAACGAGCGAUCGUUCACCGAGAACCAGGUGUGCUCGGUCAUGAGCCAGGUCAUCCGAGCCCUCGUCUACAUGCACGAGACCGCCAAGAUUUGCCAUCGUGACUUGAAGAUGGAGAACAUCAUGCUGGAGUCUCCGGACGAGCCGCUGGUGGUGAAGCUCAUUGACUUCGGGCUUUCGAAAGUGUUCACGGAGGGCGACAAGAUGAGAACGGCGUGUGGAACGGUCUACACGAUGGCACCGGAGGUGCUUAGCGGCGCCGGCUACACGCAGAAGGCUGACUUGUGGAGCGCGGGCGUGAUCGCCUUCAUCCUCCUGUCCGGCACCUUCCCCUUCCUCAAGGACGAGGCCGACCUGAACGACCAGGAGCAAGUGGAGCGCCUGCGGCAGGCUCGUUUCGUCUUCAACGACCCCGCCUGGAAGACCGUGUCGGCGGGCGCCAAGGGCUUCGUGCGCGGCCUACUCAAGAAGCAGCCGGGCUUCAGGUGGACGGCGAGGGAAGCGCUGGACCACUGCGCGGACACCUGGGGGCCGACGUUUUCGCGCGCCAGCUUCGCGGAUCUGAGCAGCCAGGCGGAGCUAGCCGCCGCGGAAAACGCGGCAAACGGUAUCGGAAACACACCACCGAGAUCAAGAAGUAUCAGCGCCCCGCCCCUCUCUCCGAGUGCAUCUCCGAGGGGCGGCGGACGAGGGGGGGGGGCGGCGGAAGCGCCGCUUUCUCCGGAAUCUCCGACACACGCGUCGCGGGGCCGCCUGAGAGCGGUGAACGGGUCGAUCGCCAAGUCCAUGCACCGCUUCGCCGACUACGGAGAGCUGAAGAAGGCGGCGCUCAUGGUGACGGCGUUUCAGCUGGACAGGAAAGAGAUCAAGCAGCUCAAGGAUGCGUUUUUGGAGGUUGACACGGAAGGAAACGGCGCCAUCAGCUUGGAUGAGCUGCGAAUCGUGCUCCGCGAGCACGGGGUGGACGGCGCAGAGGUCGACAGAGUCUUCGGCGCCGUCGACAUGGACAGCAGCGGCCGCCUACACUACAUGGAGUUCCUGGCAGCUACGAUAGAAGCGAGGGGUUACAUCGAGGAAGAGAGCCUUAAGGAUGCCUUCGAGAGGUUGGACGUGGACUCGACGGGCUUCAUCUCGCGGGACAACCUGAAGGAAGUGCUGGGGAAGACGUACGACAACGCUCUCAUCGACAAGAUGCUCGAGGAGGGGGACUCGUCCAUGUCCGGGUCGAUCGAGUGGGAAGACUUCUUGAUCAUGAUGAAGCCGGUGUUCGAGCAGGAGUACCGCAGGGACGCCGAGGCCAUACUCAAGGACACCCCGGUCGCGUGUCGGGAGGCCGCAGAGGUGGGACGAAGAGCUGUCGACCAGACCCCUUCAUACGCCCAGACGAAGGCCUCUGGCGAAAAGACGGCGGUAGCAACAACGUCUCAAGAACAGGCUUCGAGCGGCGCCACCGACCGAUAGCAGGGGGGCACCGGCGGUAAAGAAGACGUGCGAUUGGGGGGGGGGGGGGGNGGGGGGGGGGGGGGGGGGGGGGGGGGGGGGGGGGGGGGGGGGGGGGGGGGGGGGGGGCACUGCUUACUUCGAGGGGUCUUAUCCCUGCCCCUCCCGUCCGUUCUCGAAGUUUUCGCGUUUCCCCCAGCCCGGUGUGGGGGAGGAGUGCGUGUAAUUUCCGUUUCGGAUGCACCACGGGGAUCGGUUGGGUUGGUUUGUCGCGUUUCGGCACUUCGGGGUGAAUGAGCACGGCUGUCACAAUUUCGACGCUACCAGCAGCACACCCGCUUCAGACCCUUGAUUCGGGCGAGACUGACCGAUUUCAUAUUGAUUUGUGCUCUUUGGUGCGCUCCGCUUUGCUUCCACUACUGUGCUUGGACUGGCUUUUUCUCUAUGGUCCGUACCGUUAUGUAUCUGUUACCGGUUUCAAAUAUGCUGUUAUUUGUACCGGUGUGUGCGGUGUACGUUUUUGUGCUUAUUUUUACGUUCCAGUGGUUCAAGUGUAGAGUGAGCGCUCUCGGCGGCAUCAGGAAUACGUUCCGAACGCCUCUGUCUGCCAAUUUUGGUGGUUGGGCGGUUGAUUCCCGGCAGACGUUCUUAGGUGAAGCGGAAAAGGGUACAACAGUGGCGAAAACUCUUGCCAGCAAGUGUUCUCGACGGAAUUAUCAUCGUCGCUGUUUUAUGUCGAGUACUUGCAUAACUCGCCCAUUAUUAGGGCUCGGUAGCUGUGGAAUGCAUGAGAGAGGGGAGGAGCCUGGUACGCUAGGUCGCGAGAGUCGCAGGAAACCGUUAUAUUUUGUUUUUUCACCUCCGUUCGACAAGCCUGCAGUAUUUGAUGUGUAUGCCGUUGCUGUCGUCGUCGUAUCUUGUGGUUGCUGUUGUUGCUUUUGCUAUAGUUGUUGCUGUUGCCAUUGUUGUUGUUGUUGCUGUUGCUGUUACUGUUGUUGUUGUUGUUGUUGUGGCUGCGUCACGACGAGCUCUCCCUCCGCAGACAUCAAAGCAGUAGGUUUUCCGUCUAUCUAGUGUUUCGUGCCGUUAGCAAUUACAUGUGGAAGCUCGCCGAGUGUUGUUUUUUUCGGUGCUCAUCUGUUGUACUUCGUGUACUUGGUUGGCGUUCAAUAUCUCCGCGAUAGGUUGAGCAAGAAGACUGGGCAACAUUCGUGGGGCUUGUGGUCAUCGAAAGUGUAAGAAACGCCCUUCGCGUUUUUUGGGUGUGACUCGGUUGCCUCACAUCGGGUAUUGUCAGGCCUGGCCGUUUGUAGUCUCGUUGCUACGCGAUGUUUGGAGGUACGACUUGUGUUGCAUACAUCCCCUCACCGGACCAAACGGUGACUUUCACUGUCGGGAGAGAGCUUGUGCUGUUAAUUUUGUCAUGCGGUACAUUGUAUGGAGUAUCGAAAAGCUGAGUAACACCAGGUUUUUUAAUUGCUGGCUUGCGCACAACCGCUAUUUCUAAGUCUAUUCGUACGUGCCUGAUGGGGGUUAGGCUUGGAGGUUCCCUACUUCCUUAGUGUCAGGCUCGACUGUGCGUGUGCUUGUGUAGGCUGUUCGAUUUAUGUCCAGGCAGCAUGAACGGACUGUUUGUCCUUGCCUGCUGUCCUGCGAGGAAGCUGGAAAGUCUGAGCCUAAACUUGGAGACGCAUUGUUCCUCUCUUCAAGACCCCACAGUGCCCAGAGGGGGGUUUGGCC
This is a messenger RNA of Ectocarpus sp. CCAP 1310/34, 3870 nucleotides long. The record is from the annotation of a GenBank genome assembly. NCBI's taxonomy places the organism in Eukaryota, Phaeophyceae, Ectocarpales, Ectocarpaceae.